Molecule: messenger RNA, 2236 nt
Organism: Ctenopharyngodon idella (grass carp)
Lineage: Eukaryota; Metazoa; Chordata; Actinopteri; Cypriniformes; Xenocyprididae
Gene: rundc3b
Product: RUN domain containing 3b
Exons: 11
Coding region: 141-1508 (455 amino acids)
Source: RefSeq, a predicted model, not a curated record
UUUCAUGCUAAUUGCCAUUCCAUCCGCUUGUUCAAUUUCUAUGGCUCCAGUGAGAGUCAGUCAGCUGGAGACUGAUCCAAAGCAUCAGAGGAGAAAAAGACGUGAGGAAAUAAACAGCUGUGCAUCAGAAAGAGACGACCAUGGCAUCGAUAAAUCUCGGGUUUAACGGGGCUCGUAAAAAAGCGGCAGCGCGGAUCAGAGCCGUAGAGAGGAGGAAUCUGAUCACCGUGUGCAGGUUCUCAGUGAAAACCCUCAUUGAUCGCUCAUGUUUUGAGACGAUAGACGACACAUCUGCUGAGUUCAUCAACUUUGUCUCCAUUCUGGAGCAUAUUCUGAGCCAUAGACUGAAAGGUCAGGUCAGCUGGUUUGGUUACGAGAGCCCGCGCAGUUUCUGGGAUUACAUACACGUGGCAUGUAUUAAAGUCCCACACAGCUGCAUUCACAGCAUCGAGAACAUGGAGAACGUCCGCAGCUCUAGAGCAAAGGGUCGUGCCUGGAUUAGAGUGGCGUUAAUGGAGAAGCGUUUGUCUGAAUACAUCUCUGCAGCUCUGAGAGACUUCAAAACUACAAGGAGGUUUUAUGAGGAGGGGGCUGUAGUUCUGGGGGAGGAGGCGGGGCUUCUGGCAGAUACGCUGAUUGGACUGAAUGCCAUUGACUUCAGUUUCUGUCUGAAAGGGGAGGGGCUUGAUGAGAGCUGUCCCGUCGUCAUUGACUACACACCGUACCUUAAAUUCACACAAACUUCUGACAGCAUCAGCAGCGAUGAGGAGGAAAUGAGAACGCUGGGCAGCAGCGGCAGUGAAGCAGGCACUCCUGAAUCUCACAUGGCCGCCAGUCUGAUGGCCGAUCAGAGCACCUGGUACAGCAAGAGCAAAAGGCUAGAGCAGAAAUACAGAGUCGUGCUGGAACAGAAGUGUUAUCUGGAGGAGCUGGUGCGUCUGAGGGAAGCUCAGCUGUCCGAGUCUGUCUCUCAGAAUAAAUCUCUACUGCAGCAGCUCACAGACACGGAAAUCAGCCACAAAGUGGAGAAAGAGCAGCUGGAGAUCAUCAUACUGGAGCUGCAGGAUCAGCUUGUUUGUUCCUCCAGGACGGUGCUGAAGAACCAUGACCUGCGCUCCAGACAGGAGCUUACCUCACACCUGACAAACCAGUGGCCCUCACCUGGCACUUUGGAUACCAAUGCUGUUGCCUUGGAUACGCUCCUGUACAGAAAACGCACAGGACCAUGGGAGGAGAAAAGCUUCCAGAGUUUGGAGCAGCUUUCUGCGGAUAUGAGUCUCUCUCAGAUGUCUCUCGAUCCAGCACAACUGAACACUCACAGUCUGGACGGCAAGGCAGGACUUACACACUGGCACAGAGAAGGGAAAGAGGAUACUCCGUCUCUGAGGGGUUUGUGUGGUUCGUUAACAUCAAUGGCCAGUUACAAAUCUCUGGCCAGUCUGAAGUCCAGUGAAUAUCUGGCCAGUCCAACAACAGACAUGACCAGCCCAGGACUGACCCCGUCCUGAACACAGAGACAAGUAUGGACAUAUACACGCACACAGGCUUACGCAUACACAAACGCACCAUCCUGCUUGAGAUGGUGUGGGCUUCAAACUGAGGAGAAGAAAUGAAAACCUACCCAUCGAUACCAACCUCAGAGCUUCUAAGAGACAUCAGACAAGAUGAUGACAACCCUGUGCUGUCCUGACUGGUUUUAGUUUAAUUUGUGCGGUUUCAUUUUCAAAUGUUAACAUUUGGUCGUUGAAGUCCAUAGCUAGUGUAAGCAUUAGCAUUAGUGAAUGUUGAGCAUAAUGAAUCAUGAUGAAUGACAAUCUUGACUCAGGACAUCAGUCAAUUUCAGCUAUUUGUGGAAUACCCAGUUCAAAUGACUGCUGUUUUUGCAAAGGCCAUAGAUACAGCAUUUCCUGCUGCUUUAUUUUGUGCUCCUGUUCUUAAAAUUUGUCCGUAACGCAGAGUCAUUGACCCCUGCUUAACUCUGAUUGGCCUUCAGAAAAUGGUCCUGGAAAAUGAUAGCCAAACACAUCACAACACAUCACAGCUACACUAGCACAGAUACAUAGGAAAUUGGUUGUCUGAGCCAAUGGCCAAUUUAUGAUGAUCUUUCACUAUUUUAUUUUAUUUAUUUUGUUUAAUUUCAUUUAAUUUUAUUGCCAACUAAAACAAUUAACUUAAAGGGUUAGUUCACCCCAAAAUGAAAAUUCUGUCAUUAAUUACUAACCUUCAUAUCGUUCCA